AUUGAAAACUUGGUUUUUAUCUGUCUGGGGUUGAGUGGUAGAGUGAUAUGAUGAUGAUGAUGGCUGGACCCUUUGGGUGGGGCACUGUAGAUGAAGGGUGGAGAAAGGGUCCCUGGACUCCUGAAGAAGAUAAAUUGCUUAUUGAGUAUGUUAGAGUACAUGGUGAAGGAAGAUGGAAUUCAGUGGCUAGCCUUGCAGGAUUGAAAAGGAAUGGGAAGAGUUGUAGGUUGAGGUGGGUGAAUUAUCUACGGCCAGACCUGAAGAGAGGGCACAUAACUCCUCAAGAAGAGAAGAUUAUUAUAGAGUUGCAUGCUAGGUGGGGAAACAGAUGGUCCACGAUCGCACGUAGCCUUCCUGGGCGAACGGACAACGAAAUUAAGAAUUAUUGGAGAACCCAUUUCAAGAAAAGUGAAAAAUCCACUCAGAAGAUUGAUAAAGCAAAAACUCGUGCUUUGAAACGACAAGAACAAAAAAAGCAACAACAGCAGCAACAACAACAAUUGGAUAUGAAGACAUGCAUUUCCCAACUCGAAGAGGGCGAAUAUAAAGUAUCUCUCCCUCAAGCUAGGCUAGAGAUGUUUUCAAUGUAUCCCCCAGCAGAUGACCAAUGCAUGUCUACCAUGUUUCACACUGAUACUUCCCCGCCGGAUGCUGCAUUGAGUGAUGGCGGUCUGUGGGGUGGCCUGUGGAACCUUGACGACCUUCGUGCCGACAUCGACAACAUGUGUGCCACCAGCAAAGCCAUGGAAGAAGAAAUUCAAGUCACUCCUUCCUUCUAUCCAGGAUUUUUCAAUUAAGAAGUUUUGCUAAUCACACACUUGUGUGGAGCCCAUACUAAUUGCAUACUUCCAAAUGUGACAAUGCCGCACACACUUGCAAGAUCCUAGCCGUCCAUGCUGUGGGACCCCAACUUUUUCAUGUCCUGGCCCAGGAAUUAGGCAGGUCCAGUCAUGUUAUGUGGCUCAAUCAUUAUCUUAGUUGUCUAUUUGUUUCAUAUGGUGUAAAUCACCUCAUGAACCGACCAGCUUGAUUUUUUUUGGGUGGGGUCUCUAACAAAAGGGCCCACCUGAUGGAUGGCUAGGAUGGUCCACAUACGUGCCUCAAUGGUGCAUGUUGGGUUUUGGCUGCACAAGUGUGUCUGAUUAGCGUAUCUGUUUUACUAAAUUCCAUGCAAACAAGCAAGCAAGAGAGGAGUCGCUUGUUUGAAUUAGUGUAUGAACAUGUCUGUGUCUGUUGUAACCGUUGCUAUUUGUAAAGGGAAAAGCUUUAAUACUCUGGCAGAGUGUGGUGGUUGAUACUCAGGCACUAAGAAAUUGUACAUGUUGCAUACAAGUAACUUGAUCAAACCACCAAAAUUUUCAGCCCCAGUUUCGAUGAAUCAUAAACCACGUACGACACUAGUUUGAUUAUAUAUCUAGCUGAUGUUGGACAUUUAAUGGAUAGUUGAAAAAAAAAAAAUCCAAUGGUUGUAAUUCAUUGAACAAGUGUCCAAAAAUCAGAGGACACUAUCUUUCAACCAAUCUGAUUUUGGAGCUCCCACAUAUCAUCAGUGGGUCCCAAAAUUCGGACGGUUCCUUUGAGCUAAUGUGUGGUCCCCACAUCUCACUCUGCCCGAGUGUCCAAUAACUCUUCCUUGUAUUACUCCUUUUUUAACUUUAAAUGACGUUUCCAUGUCAUGUCCUUGGCCCCAUGGCAUGGAUACAUCAAUGACAUGUGUUUCAUUCUUCAAUGAAAAGGAUGUGUGUUUUGGAAGAGUUCUUUUUCUACACGAGUGGUAAUGAUCUAAUGGAGAAUGCUAAUGUGGUAUAGAGGCCACUCACAGUACACGUGGCAGAC
Messenger RNA from Magnolia sinica, 1836 nucleotides. RefSeq names its product MYB-like transcription factor EOBII. Gene Ontology annotation, biological process: regulation of DNA-templated transcription. Lineage: Eukaryota; Viridiplantae; Streptophyta; Magnoliopsida; Magnoliales; Magnoliaceae. Gene Ontology annotation, molecular function: sequence-specific DNA binding; DNA-binding transcription factor activity. The transcript is spliced from 3 exons. The record is from RefSeq and is a predicted model, not a curated record. Gene Ontology annotation, cellular component: nucleus. Bases 48 to 797 code for a protein of 249 amino acids.